Messenger RNA from Cydia strobilella, 6185 nucleotides. RefSeq names its product ras-related C3 botulinum toxin substrate 1 (gene Mtl). NCBI's taxonomy places the organism in Eukaryota, Metazoa, Arthropoda, Insecta, Lepidoptera, Tortricidae. The transcript has 7 exons. The coding region runs from base 288 to 875 and encodes 195 amino acids. The record is from RefSeq and is a predicted model, not a curated record. Gene Ontology annotation, molecular function: GTP binding; GTPase activity. Gene Ontology annotation, biological process: small GTPase-mediated signal transduction.
AGGUCUGUAGAAGCCUUUACGGUUGGCAGUAUGUAUUUCAUCUCAUUUUUUUCACAUUGUGUCAGAUUACCAUAGACAAAUACAAAUGUUGCCUAAUCUGCAGUCAUGUCAUUAAUCCACAGAUUACAGAAAUCAUGAUGUCCAGCCAUAAUCCAUCUUUGCUGUGAAUGCGUUUCCUUUCCUUCCCAAAAAGUGAGGUUUAUCCCUAUUUAUAGAUUUUAUAUAAAUUUUGGUGUGUUACUUAUAGUUUUCCGUUUGUGAUAAUUCGUAAGAAACUUAAGGAGAAGAUGUCUUCAGGAAGACCAAUCAAGUGCGUGGUUGUCGGUGAUGGCACUGUCGGAAAGACGUGCAUGCUUAUAUCGUACACCACAGACAGUUUUCCUGGUGAAUAUGUACCCACAGUAUUUGACAACUAUUCAGCACCAAUGGUGGUGGACGGAGUAGCAGUCUCUCUAGGCCUGUGGGACACAGCGGGGCAGGAAGACUAUGACAGACUUAGGCCUUUAAGCUACCCACAGACUGAUGUCUUCCUCAUAUGCUUUAGUGUCACAAGCCCAUCAUCAUACGAAAAUGUUACUUCCAAAUGGUAUCCAGAAAUUAAACACCACUGCCCGGAUGCACCUAUUAUUUUAGUUGGUACAAAGAUUGACUUGCGAGACGACCGCGAGACGCUCAGUUUGCUGUCCGAGCAGGGCAUGUCACCACUAAAGCGAGAACAGGGACAGAAGCUCGCGAAUAAAAUUAGGGCCGUCAAGUACAUGGAGUGCUCGGCGCUAACGCAACGCGGACUCAAACAGGUGUUCGACGAGGCCGUGCGCGCGGUCCUGCGGCCGGAGCCUCAGAAGAGGCAUCAGCGGAAGUGUCUCAUCAUGUAGAUAUGCCAGGACACCACUGAACGUGGCAGCAGUUGAAUCUCCAACAGUAAUAAUCUGUUUCUACACCGGUCACUUGCUCACAAUCCGUUAUAUAUCUAGUUGCUCAUUCGUGAAUACUCUCAUAGCUGGUAAAUUGACUGCAAAUCUCAAAAUGCUCUCUGGAAUAGGCGCUAUUUCCUUCUCAGAUUAAGAAAUGGCGGCCAUUUAAAACAUUUCAAUAGAACAAUCGGCACAAUCGCCAUCGAAAACUAUUUUAGUAGGUAUACAGAUUGUUUACGAAUACGAAUGGAUCAGUAUUCAAAUUUUGAAAAAUAAUCGCUGUUUAGAUUAUUAUUUAAUAGACUGAUUUCGUUCGCAAACGAUAUCUUAUGCUCUAAAGUCUAAUACACCAACUAACAUUUAGCUUUCUUACCUCUCUAUCAUAGAGAAAUAAGUAAGGAUAGAGCGCUAACUCCAUACAUCAGUUUUCUUACCAAAGCGCGGGUUAUUUUCGUAGUCUACAUCCAGCAUCAAUUAGCGAAUUUAUCAGUACUGCUACUUGAUAAUAGAAAAGUUUGAUGCUCAACAAUUUUCAGCUAAUAUUAUAACCGGAUUAACCGGAACUCUAUUUUCAACUCCUUCUGCUUGUAAUAUUAGUUGUAAAUUGUUUUAGCAAUAAAUUUUUCGUCAGUCGCAACACUCGUGACAUCUGGUGUCAAGUAGCGGUUCUGAUAAAUCCACUACUUGACGCUCGACUACGAAAUAACCCGCGUUUUGGUGAGAAAACUGAUGUAUGGCGUUAGCACUCUAUCACUUAUUUUUCUAUGCUCUCUAUAAAGAAAUAUUUAAUGAAGACUGGCUUAGUAAUAUUUUGUUUAUUACAAAAAAAAUGCUUGUUUGAAUGAGAGCAUUUUCAGUUAAAAAUUCUGUAUAGGUAAAUACCAAAUAUGUCAAAUGUAAGCCAAUAUAAUAUGAUAUAAUACUUCCUUCAGCAAUUUCUUUGAAAUUGUAUCAGUACCGCUCCUUUUUAAAUGUGCCAUAGACAACAUUCAACUUUUUUUUAUACAUGUGAUAUUCGGAUCAUCACAAUUUAUACAUUGCUGCAGAAGCAAGCAAAUGGUUAUGCCAAAGAUUUAUGAAUAGAUAUAAGUGUCAGUAUUUACGUGUAGAUAUUAUUGUAAAGAAUCUCCAACGGUUAGAAACAAAUUGUUACUGUUAAGAAUAAAAUGAAUACUAUUAUUUUUGUACAUGCAACCUCGAUAGGAAGCUUUGAGAUAUUAUAUUCUUAUGCGACUUCCGAACAAGGACUGACCUUAGACGCUAGUUAUAUUGAUAUACUCAAUUAUAUGUUCACUAAUUUAGUUGCGGAAUUAUUUCUAAAGGACACUACGAAGAUUUUCGAACAUUGAACCGCCAGUUCCUAUUUCAAUCACACGCGCGUAAUAGAGGGUCGUUGACACGUGUCGAAUUUUAUAACUCAAUUUAGUUAAUUAAAUGAGCAAUUUAUUACAAUAAAUUGGAAACUUAAAAAAAUAUAUGAGAAAAAAAUACAAGACCUCAAAGUUUCAACAAUUUAAAGUGCGGGUGCCAGACUUUGACCACAGUUUGUGACUUUUGUAUUGCUUUAAGACAAUGGGUCCCAUACAUACAUUUGAUCCUCAAAACAAACCUGACCGACUGAUACUGAUACCAUUAACAAAAAUUUGUCAAAUACCUUAUUAUAUAGCUGUCUCGCUCGCACAGUGGUAUUGACCCCCGGCAUCAUGGGCGGGACCGAGACAGCAAUAUAUUUACGCGCUUGCGAUAGAGAUAGGAACGUAUUCGUGUUUAGCGUCCUUACUUUAUGAUUAAGCAUUUAUAUUUGUAUGAGUUUGAAGAAAUAUAUUUGUUGUGGUUAUUUAGGAACGUAUCAUAUGCUUUAUAAAAUAAUCUAUAGCUUUAGUAGCUAACAGUUUGUACGGGCGUGCUCGAAAUAACCUGUAGGUAUGUGUUUUGAUACGUUUUUUCAUUUUGACUUAGUAUUUUUACUAUUGACAGUAUACAUUGCAGCUAUUUAAGUGUUUAUCUGUUGGUUGUUUGCAAGAGAGCGAGAAUAUGUACGGUUAACUUGGACUUAGGAUCUAAGUGUAGAUGGGCGAAUCAACUGUUUUGUGUUGUUAUUCUGUCUCGUUAGCCAGGGGACAAUAGUUGCACAGUUUGUUAGAAAAAUGUAUCAUGUUUUACUAACAUGCUUAGUCAUGCCUAGCCACUUAGGCUGCCUGUCCACUGAAGCGGAGCGGUGAGCGAGAUAAAAAUCCACCAAAUACGCAAUGCGAAAUUUUAUGCAACUCUAUUGGUGGUUUUUUAUCUCUCUCACCGCUCCGCUCCAGUAGGCAGGCAGCCAUAAGGCUGCCUAGCUCUUUCCAUAAUGGAAAGGGCUUAUAACUACCACAAAAACGCAUGUUUUUAGUAAAUGUUAUAUCUAAAUUCCGGGUUUUAAUAGUUGGCCGGGAAACGUAACCAUGACGAGUAGAAAAAAGUUGAUUCAUCCAGGUACAUAAGGUGGAAAAGGAUCUUACAGUAGCAUUGCUGUAAGGUCCCUUUUCACCUUAUCACAAGGUACAGUUGAAGGCAAAAAUAUCGAUCUACACAAAUGGCUAAAAAAUAUGUGAACACGACUUUAUUGUCUAAGGUGUAAAGCGUACACAUAUUUUUGAAACUGGGAAUGUAUAUAUAUUUAUGCCCUUGAAUGUACAGAACGGUCCUAUUUGCAAGGGCGUGACACAUAAGAGAAACCAUUUGCAAAAUAAUUAAAAACAAAGUUUCCCUAAAGUUAAAUUGAACAACAAUGCUAGUACCUAUAAUAUUUGAAAUGUAUGAAACUGUAUAACAAUCAUUAAUUUAGAUUUGAUACUGUAACUCGAAACUAAUAGAAGUUUCUCGAAGUUUUUCAAUUCUUAAUUUUCAAAAUUAGUAUUACCUAAUGUAGACAGUUAUAUCCUACUUAGUUAUUAUUUUUGUGUUUUAUAUACGGAACAAAAAAUUAAUACAUUGACCCAGACAUUUUAGAAACUGUACGAUCGACGUCAAAUAUAUGGUAACAAUCUAACAAUUUCGAACCUUACUCCUUUGUAACAAGGCGAAAAUGUAAACUUAACUUUGAAGUCGAAUUUUUCUUAACAAUGAAAAGUUUGCAUAUUUAAUCCGUCUACGAUAGGCCUAACUAAAGCAUGUUCAGACAAACCCUGAACACAAAUUCGCUCAAAGCGCUUUUGACACCAUAAAAUCACUCGCUAAGGCCACGCUCCCACUAUGUCGUAUUAGCGACAGUAAUCGUACCGUUAUAUAUGUGAACACCUCAAUUUAAAUAUACAGACCACGAUGCACGACUAUAAUAUAUGUUGUUACGACAUAGUGGGAACGCGGCCUAACACCAGUCAAUGGUAUAUUAUACAUUUUCUCAAAUGAUUUUUACGCCGAAGACCCUCAUCAUCAUCAUCAUCACUUAAGAGCUUUGCCCUUGUCGGUGGAGUAAUUGCCAGUCCUUUCUUUCCUGAGCCAGUCUUUUGAUUUGCCUAAGACCCUAAUGGUCUGUUAAACAAAAGGCAUUGUUUCUUUUGUGCGAGCGGUCGGACAUUGCGUGCCAUUGUGUCUGAGCGCGUGCCAUUGUGUCCACGCCCUCAGACACAAUGGCCGACCGCUCUCAUAAAAGAUACAAUGGCUUUUGUUUAACAUAUUAGGGUCUUAGGCGUAAAAAUCAUUUGAGAAGAUUCACACUAUAAUAAAGUUUCAAUUAUCGGGUCAAGGACUGGCAACGUCUAAAUAGGAUAGAAAACAUACGAAGAAAGCUAUAUGGGUAUAAAGCUUAUGAAAAAAGGGCGUAGACUAGCUAUCAUUUAAAACCACAUUAUACGCAGAUAACAAUAGGCACUAACGUACGAAAACUUAUCGCUGUUAGAAUUACGCCCUAGAUUUUAUACCUUUAAUAUUUUUUUUUUUUUUUUCAUUACACUUGCUCGAAAAUGAUCUUAUUUUAUUUCAUGCAGGUAUACUGAAGGACAAAGGCAUAUAUAUUGUUACCGAGAGAGUUAUAGCUUUUUUUAAAUUGUUUCACUAAUUCAUACGAACCAAGUAUAGGUAUAAUAGAGUUUUACUUUUAAAAUACUGACGUUUAUAAUUUAUUUUUAUUGUUUAUGUUUAAAAAUAUUUAAUUUCAUUAAUCGCACUUAAACUAUCGUGAGACAUAUUUCAAAAUAUUUAUCAGUACGGUUUUUACUCACUAUUAUUUUAGUCGCUUUUUGCGACAUGUUUCGGAUUCUUUGGGAAUCCAUCCUCAGGCACGAGUGUAAUAGUGAGUAAAAACCGUACUGAUAAAUAUUUUGAAUUUAAUUAAUAUUAAAUUAAUUACGACUAUUAAAGCCGUUUAAAAUAUUUUUACAGAAUUUUCAAUCGUGGCUGAAUGCCGGAUAGAUCUGUGCCUUCGAUAUCCAACCUGUCAAACACAGACGGACAAAUGUUUGAAAUGUCACCGUAGUUAAGAAUUAUUUUACUAAAAAUUUAGUUUUUUCUUUGCAAGUGUGAUGAAAAACAUUGUGUGUAACUCCGUGGGUAAGAAUAUUGCAAACUCGAGUCUUUAACGCACUCCAGCCUGCGGCUGUCGUGCAUCUAAAGACCUCGUAAACCUCGUUAACAAAAUUUCACUUACCCCCCCUCGUUGCACAAUGUACUAUUAGUCGGUCGGUUACAACGCGCGACAGAAGCGAUAUCGUAGCGAUACAAACGUGCGACGCAGACGCGCUGUUUACGUGUGCGAGGGUGUGUAUAACCGGUAUAACCAGAGUAUCGCGGCCUUUUUGCGACUGUAUCGCUGCAAAAAGUCGCCGUGUGCGUCCUCCCUAAAACCAGCGGUAGCGGUUAAAGUUAAUCAUCUGUUUAAUUAAACCUUACCCAUUACUCCCAUUAGUUUAAAUAUCUAACGCAAAAGGCCGACAGUGCGGGACCUGUAUCAUACUCGAAUGGUUUCUCAUGGUAAAUAGUGCACUUUCUAUGCGCGAUUAUAAUUAUAAAGGUGUUUAUCUUUAGUCAUUCGUUAAGACAAAAUAUUUUUGUAUGCAUGAAAACCUAGAUUAAGAAUAACAAAGCAUUUACAGUGUAUCGUGACGAGUACAGCAUUUGUUUUAUAUCAUUUCGUAAAAUCGUUUUGUACUAGGCCGCUUUUAUUUACAGAAAACGCUUUGAAAGUAACGAUUGUGUAUAUAAAUAGGUACCUAUUCAAUUAUUUAUAUAAGAACAAAAUGCGCAAUUUAAUACUAAAUCAUGUGUAAAACUGCACUUAAUAAAUUAUUGAAUUUA